Molecule: messenger RNA, 8383 nt
Organism: Poecilia latipinna (sailfin molly)
Lineage: Eukaryota; Metazoa; Chordata; Actinopteri; Cyprinodontiformes; Poeciliidae
Gene: cenpf
Product: centromere protein F
Exons: 35
Coding region: 112-7878 (2588 amino acids)
Biological process (GO): metaphase chromosome alignment; regulation of G2/M transition of mitotic cell cycle; mitotic cell cycle
Cellular component (GO): nucleus; chromosome, centromeric region; spindle pole
Molecular function (GO): dynein complex binding; protein homodimerization activity; transcription factor binding
Source: RefSeq, a predicted model, not a curated record
GUCAGUUUGAUUGGACCAAUAGACGUGUAGCUAAGGGAACGAACGCUUCCUCUACUACAGUUUGAAUUUUCUAAAGUCGAGCAAGAAGCGUCGCGCCCAAAGUUUUAGGCCAUGAGCUGGGCGGUGGAGGAGUGGAAGGAUGGACUUCCAGGGAAAGCCCUGCAGAAGAUCCAGGAGAUGGAGGCCCAACUGGACAAGCUGAAGAAGGAACGGUCACAGAAGCAGUUUCAGCUGGACUCUCUGGAAGCUGCCCUGCAGAAACAGAAGCAGAAGGUGGACAGCGAACGCACCGAGAUCUCAGCUUUGAAAAGAGAAAACCAGUCGAUGAUUGAGUCAUGUGACGCUUUGGAGAAAACUCGUCAGAAGGUCGUUCAUGACCUCGGAGUCAAAGAGCAGCAGGUGAGCUACCUGGAGGGUCAACUUAACUCCUGCAAAAAGACCAUCGAUCGUCUGGAGCAAGAACUCAAGAAGUACAAAACUGAGCUCGAUCGCACUCAGCCUGCUGGAUCUUCCUCGCUGUCCACCUCUUCCUCCGACCUGCAGACGUUCAGCACUCCACAGAAGACUUUUGCUACGCCAGCGCCUGUCGCUGCACACAGACAGCAAGAUGGCAAACUGGAGGAACUUCAGGAAAAGUACAACCAUGAAGUGGAAGAAAGAAGAAAGUUGGAAAGUGAGCUCAAAAUGUUGCAGGUCAAGUUGCUGAAUCAGUCAUCCGUCAGCCAUAAGGACAUCGCCGCCCGCCAAGCUGGGUCAUCCAUAUUCCCAUGGCAACAACAGGAUCAGGUCCACAGCCUGCGGGGCCAGGAUGUGAUGGAGACGCCGCUAAAGAGGCGCGGUGCUUCUCUGUGGGACACCCACGAGGAAACGCCGAUCAAACCCAGCCAGCGGAUGAGUUCGUCCAGAACCGUCCAGAGUCCCGGUGGAUCGUCCCAACAGACGGAGCAGCUGAAGAGCCUCAACCAAGAGCUGCGUGGUCGUGUGUCAGAGCUGGAGAGGAAUCUGGCCGCUCAGGAAAAGGAAAUUCGUAACCAAGCGUCAAAGUUGCAGGAACUUCAAACUCACUUGAACCAAACCCGCAAAGAGCUGGCGGAGCGGGACAGAGAGCUGGCCAAGGCCGGCCACGAGCUGAGCCAGGCUGCAGACCGCCACCAGCAGCUGCAGGCAAAGUGUUCCCUGGUGGAGCAGAAGCUGAAGCAGGUCUCUGAGGAGAUGAGCUGCCAGAGGCACAACGCUGAGAGCUGCAGGCGAGCUCUGGAGCAGAAACUCAAAGACCAAGAGAGAAACAGUCAGAAGGAGUUGGCUCAGCUUCAGAGUUCCCAUCAGGUUUUGGAUCAGCAGCUCAACCAGACCAGAACCAAGCUGACGCAGGAGGUCCAACAGGCCAAAAAAGACCACAAUGUCCUUCAAGCGGACAUGGAGAAGCUGCGCUUGCAGAAGAAUCAGAUGGAGAGAGAAAUAGAGGAGCAGAAGCAGAAGCUGCUGCGGUCCGAACAAGGCCUGCAGGCGACGCAGACCAAAGAGCAAGACCUCCGCAAAAAGAUGGAGGAGCUGCAGAAAGAGAAGAGCGGUGCGACCAUCCAGCUGGACCGCAGCAGCAGGUUGCUGACUCAGCUGGAAGAGGAGAAGAGGAUCUCUGAGCAGUCGCUGAAACGGACCCAGGGGCAGCUGGAGGAUCUGAAAGCGAAAUCUGAAGGACAGGCCGAGGAGCUGAAGAGACUCCAGUCCAAACUUGAGCAACAGACUCAGGCGGCAGCAAGAGAGCUGGAGCAGAUGAAGAAGACGCUUUCUGACGCAGAGGCCCAGAGUGACAAAUCUCAGAAUGAGUUUCAAAAGCAGAAGCAGGAGAGUGAGAAGCUGAGCAACACUCUGACGGUGGUGGAGAAGGAGAGCGAAGCGCUGAAAUCAAACCUCCGUCAGAGUCAGGACGAGUGCCAGGCUGUGAAACUGGAGCACCAGGCUCUGCUGGAGUGGAAGAAAAACAAGGAGAACUUGAUCAACCAAACCGAGGCCGUGCAGCAGGAGCUCACCGACAAGAUUAUCACUUUGGAGGACAAAGCGAGCCUGAUGCACGAGGCCAACAACAAACUCCAGGACCAGAUCUCAUCCAUGGAGGCAGACAAAGCCAGUCUGUCCGCCCACAUCGACGCCCUGAAGGGAGAACUCCUCAUGAGGAGCACGGAGCUGGAGGAGAAGCAGCAUCAGUACCAGCAGCUUCAGCUCCACGUCUCUGAAGCGGAACAGAAACACGGCAAAGAGCUGGAGAACGCCGGGAAGCAGCUGGCGCAGCUCCAGGGUCAGGUGAAAGAGCUGGAGUCCCGACUGCAGAGGGAGACGUCUCGAGCCGAGCUGGCUGAGAAGACGAUCUCUGAGCUGCAGGAGGAGCACCAGGCCGCCUGCGACCUGCUGCACUCCAAGGACCAGCUGCUGGAGCUGGGCCUGGCUGAGGUCAGCCAGCUGAAGGACAGCCUGGCUCAGUCCGCCGCACAGCAGGAGGCGCAGAGCGACAGCUUCGUGAUGCAGAAGGCCGUCCUGCUGAAGCAGUGUGAGGAGAGCGUUUCGGCGCAGGCUGAGGAGACGGAGCGCGUCAAGCUGCAGGCGGAGGAAGUCCAGCAGGAGCUGCUGCUCUCCAGACACAAAAUCACUUCCAUGGAGCAGAUCCUGAAGGUCCAGGAGCAGCUGGGAGCCGAGCUGCAGAAACAAAUUAAGACGAUGUCCGAUAAGGAGGAGGAGCUGACGAAGACCUGCGAGGAGAAAUCAGAGGAGCUGAAACGUUUGGAGGAGGAGCUGAAGGUCCAGCGGAGCCGGACCGCGGAGACGGAGCAGCAGCUCAGAGCGGCUGAAGCUCAGAUCCUCUCUGUGGAAAAUCAAAAGGCUGAGCUGGAAAAUCGACUUCAAGAGAUGAAGACAGAAGCAGAGAUCCUGCAGUUCAGUCACACUGAAAGGAUAAACGCUCUCCAGGAACAGAUCUUAUGUCUGGAAAAGCAGGUUGCUGCAAACCAGGAAGCAGCAGAGGAGGUUCCUGUCCUGAAAAACAAACUGGACGUGGUCAACCAGUCCCUUGCUCACCUUAACAAAUCUCUUGAAGCUUCAGAAAAGUGCCUCAGCUCUGCAAAUGAAAUAAAAGCUGGCCUGGAGGCCACCUGGUCUGAGAAAGUGAAACUUAUCACAGCUUUGGAGGAUCAGAUCAAUAAUCUCACCGAGAAGCUGAGGAAAGAGUCUGAGAGCCACAGCUCAGAGGUUGGGGACUUGGCCAAUAAGGAGAGGAGCCUCAAAGAGCAGCUGGAAGCCAUUAAGCAGUCAGCAGCUGCAGCCAAAGCAGAAUCCAGCUCCAGACGGGAGGAGAUCCGAACCAUGAAGGCGACUCUGUCUGCAGCGUCCCGCGGCCUGGAAGAAAGAGACAACACGAUAAAGGGUCUGAAAGAGAAGCUGGACAAAGCAGAGGCAGAGCAGGCCAAAGCCUCCGAGCUCCUGAAGGAGAAGACGGUGGCCAUGAACAAAAUCAAGGUGCAGCUGGAGAUGCUGCAGAUGGACCUGGAGGACAACGAGUCGGCCAUGACCUCAGUGGACAGUCAGGUGGAGGAGCUGAAGGGAACCAUAGCGUCACUGGAGGCCAUGCUGGAGGACAGCAAAGCCCAGGUUUCUGUCUUGGAAACCCGUUUGGACGAGGUCCAGUCCCAAAACUCUCUGCUGGAGACAAAAUACGUGACGGCGAAGGAGGAGCUGCUGGAGCGGAGCUGCGAGAUAACCCGUCUGGAGGAGGACGCCGUCAGACGGCAGCAGCUAGAGGAGAGCGUCUCGGCCUUGGAGGCCAAACUGAGUCAGAUCACUGAGGAAAACUCAAAGGCAGAGACGGAGCUGAGGCAGAUCAUUCAGGAGAAAGGGAGCCGUUUGGAUCAGCUAAACGAGGAGAAAAACGACCUCCAGGCUUCCUUAACGCUGCUGAUGGAUGAGCAGAAACAAGCUGAAACUGAAAUCACUCGGGUAAAAGCGGGGAAGGAGGAGCUGGAGGAGAGAAUGAGCGACCUGUUGAAGGAGAUUCAGCAGCUCCAUGCUGAUGUUGGAGAGUUAUCUGAGCAGAAGCAGGAAGCGGAGGCAACGAUCGACCAGAUGGCUGCAGAAACGCAACAGACGGAGUCCGCGCUCCGUCGGGUCUCGGAGGAGAAAGCCCAGCUGGACGUCGCUCUGAGUUCAGUCAGCGAGGAAAAAGUUGAGCUGCAGGAGAGGCUUUCUGCUUUAACCUCUGAGAACAGGGAGCUGGUCUGCAAAGUGCAGCAGGUGGAGGAGGAGAAACUCCAGCUGGAGUCAAAGUUUAGUGAAAUCUCUGAGGAAAACGUCAAGCUGCAGUCGGAGAUGAACCGUCUGACUGCAGAGAAGCAGCAGCUGCAAACCAGCGCAGAGAGGCUGCAGGAGCAGCUCGACACGAGGGACGAGAUCAGCCACACGGAGAGCAGAGAGCGGAACCAGCAGUUUGAGGUGGAGCAGGCUGCGCUGCACCAGAAGCUGUCCGUCCUCCAGAUGGAGCUGGCUGUGCUGCAGCAGCAGUGCGACCUGCUGCUGCAGCAAGUGGACCAGCAGCAGCGCAUCAUUCAGCAGCUCACUCUAAAUGAACUUGAGGUCUUACUUACAUCCAUGUGUCCAUCAGGAGACGAGUCUUGGCCGGUGAAAGACGUCGGCGUUGAUGCAGAAAUGAAGCAGCAGGGUGAACCGAAGACGCUGUGGUCAGAGUUUGAUCUGCUGACCUCUGAGCUGCAGCUGAGAGCAGAGCUGGAAGUCCAAGCUCAGAAGCUGGAGGAGAAAGUUCAGGCUGCAGAGGAGCAGCUGAGCUUCGCUUUGGAGGAGAAGAAGAGUCUUUCUGAUCAGGUGACGCAGCUGCUGGAGGAGAAGGACUCGCUUAGUCUGCAACUGGAAACGUCUAGAUGUCAACUCACUGACGCCAUGGAGAUGUUGGAAGGACUCGAGAUGGCCAAAGGCGGAUGGGAUGAGAAGUUCCUUCAGCAGGAGAGCGAGUUGAAGAGGGUCCGCUCUGAAAAAGCAAACCUGGAGCAGCACAUCCUGGGAAUGGAGUCUGAACUGGAGAGCAUGCAGGCAGAAAGCUGCAGGCUUACGGAGGAGCUGGAGACCCAGAGGAAGACUUAUUCAGGACGGAUACAGCAGAUAGAAGCUCUCCUUUCGGAGACGACCCAGCUGAGAGCCGAACUCGUGUCGUGCUCUGAAGACCGAGAUGAGUUGAGUCAGUCUUUAUGUCAUUGGAGGGACAAAGUUCACGGUUUGGAGAAGACAAACCUGGAGACCAGAAAUUUAAUCUCCAUCCUGGAGGAAGACAUCCGGGUCGGAAGGAAGGAGUACGAAAGUCUGCAAAGCGGCAUGGAGAGAGUGAAGGCAGAGAGGGAGCAGUUUUUGCAGCAGGUUGUGGUUCUGGAAGAGGCAAUUUCUAAGCAUAACAGGGAGAAGGAGGGGCUGCUGAGCCACCUCCACGAGAUGGAAGAUGAUCACACGUCUACCAACCAAAACACCGAGUCCAUGGCCGGAAAAAUCCAGGCUUUAGAGGGAGAAGUGCGUCGCCUCUCCCAGUCUCUGGAGUCGUCGCUGCUGGAGAAAGGAGAAAUCGCAUCUCGGCUGAACUCCACUCAGGAGGAAGUCCGGCAGAUGAGGACGGGCAUCGAGAAGCUCCAGGUCCGCAUCGAGUCAGACGAGAGGAAGAAGAAGAACAUGGGAGAGCUGCUCAAAGCUGCUCAGAGGAAGUCCGACUCGCUGCAGGAUCGCAUCGAUGCGCUGGAGCGAGAAAAAGACGAAUUUGAGCAAAAUCUAGAGGAGGCCAUGUUGCAGGCCGAAGCGGCAAAAGCUGAGCUGGAAGAGGAGAGGAGUAAGGUGGAGGAAGAGAAGAAAGAGCUGAAUGAGAAACUGACUGAGCUGUCCGCCGCUCUGGACACCCAGAGAUCUGAGAAAGCUCAUUUAGAGAGAGAGCUGGACAUGAAAAAUGUAGAGAUAGAGGAGCUGAAGGCAGCUACGGACAAACUGGAACAGGGUUUGGAGAAAGCAGAGGUGGACAGAAGACAAGAAGAAGACAGACAGAGACAAAGACUGGAGGAGCUGGAGAAAUGGACGAGAGAGGAAGCGGAGAGACAAAGUGUGCGAGUCGGAGACCUUCAGGGCCAGCUGACAGAGUCGGAAAGGGAAAACAACGACCUCAGGACAACUAUUGAGUCUUUAGGGGAAGAAAUAAAGGAUCUUAAAACACUUGCUCAAGCUAAAGAGGAAGAAAUCCUCACUUUGGAGAAGGAGAAAGAGAAUAAGGCAGAAUCAUUCGCAGCAGAGAAGAAACAAUUGGAGGAAAGAAAUGAACAGCUAGAACAGGAGAGAGACGAGCUUCAGUCUGCUCUGGUGUCUGUGAGCCAAGAGAAAGCAAAGGCAGAUCAGGAGAAAACGGAGUUGGAAGAGAAGAGAGUAAAGCUUCAGUCCAAGAUCUCGUUGGUAGAAAUGGAGAAACAGAACCUCCAACAAACCGUCUCCUCACUGGAGCAGGAAAAGCUGAGGUUAGAGGCAGAAACUGAGGAGUUGCAAUCCUCACUGUUGAUGAUGGAAGAGGAGAAGAACAACCUGUCUUCAGCUCUUUCUCUGCUGGAGGAAGAGAAGCAGCAGGCAACAGAGGAGAAGGAGAGGCUCACACAGGAACAUGAGGCUCUCCAGAAAACAGUCGCCUCCAUGGAAGAAGAACUGGAGACACGCAAACGAUCCAUGACCCAGAUCAGUGAGCAGGUCUCUGAAUUAACAUCCAGCUUGGCUCGUCUGACGAAAGAGAGAGACUCUGCUCUGAGCAAAAUUAACCUCUGGAUGAAGGCCUGCAAACAGCUGGAGCAGGAGAAGCAGAACAUCCUAAGCAGCUCAGAAGGAGGAAGGAGCAGUGAGGAGUUGCAGGCUGAAGCGACCCAGCUGAGGUCGGAGGCAGAGGCCAGGAGGAAAGAAGUGGAAGAACUGAAAACCGCCCUGGAGAAAAAAACGGCAGAGGCUGAGGAAAGACGACAAGAACUGAAGCAAAAGGAGGGAGAGGUGAAGGAGCGAGCGGCUGCUCUGGAGGGAGUGAGAGCGGAGAAGGAAAGGGAGCUGGAGGAGAUCAGGAAGGAGCUGGACGAGGUUAACACGCUUCUGGAGGAGAAGAGCACCGAGGCCGACGAGAGCAUGGAGAAAUACUGCAGCCUGAUGGUUAAGGUCCACAAGCUGGAGGAGAGCAACGACGCGCUGAAGACCCGACUGGAGCAGCUCGCUGCCAGCCAGCCUGCAAAUGAAGCCAAGGCCCCUCCUGAAACCCACCGGCGUUCAGCGAGGAAGUCCUCCUCCAGACACCAGGAAGAAAAAAUGAGUGAAAACACGGAGAAUGUGGUUCCCACGACAACGGCGAGCUCUCCGCAGGGAUCGUCUCCGGGGAAACGGGGUCAUAAGGAAAUCAGCGACAGAGACGGCGCCCAGGAGGCUCUGCACAACCUGACGAAGAAACUGAAAGCCAACACCGCGACGCCCAGAGGAAGAGGAGAACAGGACGACGAAGAGUUCAGACCAGAGGGCCUGCCUGACCUGGUGCAGAAAGGGUUUGCUGAUAUCCCCCUGGGGGAGGCCAGUCCGUACAUCAUCCGGAGGACCACCGGGAGGCGCUGCAGUCCUUGGCUGGCUGCAAGGCAGACUCAGCCGGACGUCAAGGUUCUGGUUCCCGUCCACCUGCAGAGUCCCUCUGGUUCGUCAUCGGAGGGCUCUGACGGGACGCGCCAGCCUCUGCGUGGCGAACAGAAAGCUUGGCUGAACGUCCAUCAGGACGCAGAGCAGAGAGAGAAACAUGUUUUAGUGGAUCAAACGAAGCAAGCAGAAAACUGCCACGUUCAGUAGAUCACGUCACACAGAGAGAAACUCACCACGACACAAAUGUUCGCUUGAUCACGAGGUUAAAAUUUCACCUAAUGGCAUGUAGGGCAUAAAAUGUUCACUUUUUUCUUUUUUAUUUGAGGAGAAAACACUUGUAUAUUUCUUUUUCCGGGACUGAAACAGAAGCAUUACUCUGUUUGUUCUGCAUAUUAUAGCUCAGCGUCAUCAGGAAGAAAUGGAUAAAUGGAAAAAAAUGUUCUUUUUUCUUCCUAGCAUUGCUUUUAGUUCAGUUAUUUUUACUAAAUUUUUUUAAAACACUUUUAUACAUCUUUAAAUUAGCCAGAUGUGUUGCUGUAGUUUGUCAUUUUUCCGCCUUUAUUUUACUAUCACUCUCUUGCUGUAAGAAAUACUUUUUAGCCGAUUUUGUUUUCUGUAAAUGACGGCAGCUGACUUUUCUUACAUUUCCAUAUUUUUCUGCUUUAUAUUGAUGUCUAACUUUUCUUUAAUAAACCCAUUUUUACUAUUUGUA